This is a messenger RNA of Xiphophorus maculatus (southern platyfish), 5400 nucleotides long. RefSeq names its product tetratricopeptide repeat protein 9A (gene ttc9b). The record is from RefSeq and is a predicted model, not a curated record. NCBI's taxonomy places the organism in Eukaryota, Metazoa, Chordata, Actinopteri, Cyprinodontiformes, Poeciliidae. The coding region runs from base 711 to 1505 and encodes 264 amino acids. Gene Ontology annotation, molecular function: protein binding. The transcript has 3 exons.
UAGACGUCAUCACUUUAAAUCUAACACCAUUUUAAAUAUGGAGAUAUUACUGAUUAUUGAGUCUCUCAAUAACCAGUAAUAUACGACAACCCAUAAAUAUGUGUAUUUUACUCUAUGUCCAGUUGAGGUCGCUGUCUUUCUCUUCUUUCCUUCGCCUGCGCCCUCCUGCUGCUUCUCCAUCUCUGAAAACCUUAUCAGCUGAAGCCAUCAGGCGCUUCUCGUUGACUAUAUGUAUAAAAGUAAAAUCCGGAUCAUUUAAUUAUAUUAAUUUUAUUAAUAAAAAAAAAAUAGUUACUGAUAAUAAAUGUUUGCGUAGCUUCUUCUUUUCUUUCCAUUUUACGUAAAAUCUCUACCGCAGCAACGCCUCACGACUUCUUUUUCUCUCCCAUCAUCCUGUGCGGUGUGAGGGGUUUUCGUGUGCGCGCUGUCUGUGGUGCUGAAGCUGCGCGUGCCAUCCACAAGAGCAUCCUUCCUUCCGCGAGACCGGAAAGGGGAAUUCUGUUUUCGACGGUUGGAACGGUUGCUAAUUUCGGGACGCUUCCUCCUGCUUCUUUUUGCUCUUUUUCGCCCUUGCUAUUUGAAGCGCAAGUGACGGUCUUCAGAGGCGCCUUUAGCCUCUUUUUCUUUCGUUUCUUUCGUAUUUUAUCGACGCUUCCAGUCAGUUCGGUGCCGCCUGCCUGCCUGCCUGCCCCGCCGGUACCGCAUCCUUUAUGCACAGCACGCUGCUCCAGUACUCCCCGACGAAACACACCGAGCACAAUGGCCCGCUCCAGCUGCGUUCACUGAGAGACAUGGAAGCCAAACAACACCAGAUAAAAAGCCUGAAGAGCUACCCGGAGACUGGCGGUCGUAGCCUGGCAGCGGCCGCCGGAGGAGGAGGAGGCGGCGGUGGUGGUGGUAGUGGUAGUGGAGGUGGUGGUGGCGGUGGUGGAGGAGGAGGAGGAGACGGCGGGUAUCGAGCCGGCUCGGCCGAAAUGGAGAUGGAGCUGAAGAUUCAGAAAGCCAUCGACUUCAAAGCGGAGGGCCACCGCUGCUACAAGGAGAAGAAAUUCCGGGAGGCGAUAGGCAAGUACCACCGUGCGCUGCUCCAGCUGAAAGGGGUUCAUGUUGUGGACGGGACGACGGGCUCCGAGGUCAACCUGCUGAGCCAAGCCGCGGCCAAGCUGACCGAGGAGCAGCGGAGAGCCGUGGAGAGCACCGAGAUCGAGUGCUACGACAGCCUGACAGCCUGCCUGUUACAAUCUGACCUGGUAAACUACGAGAGAGUGAAGGAGUACUGUCUGAAGGUGCUGAGCCACCAGAGGGACCACUUUAAAGCCAUGUACCGGGCCGGCAUUGCCUUCUAUCACCUGGGGGAUUAUGAAUGUGCGUUACGCUACCUGCGUGAUGCUAAGAACCGCGAACCUGCAGACACCAACGUGCUUAGAUACAUCCAGCUGACAGAGAUGAAGAUGAGCAAGAGUGGACAGCGAGAACGGGAAAGCGGCAAGGAGACCCAGGGCUAAUCCUUUCCAACUUCCUGGCCCUCCUGUUCCCUUUAACCGUUUUGGCAAUCCUACUGACCCUUCCUCUCUCCUCCUCCUCCGACUCCUGACAGCAGCACAGACAGAACAGACCCAACCACCCAGCUGGUGACACACAAACGGGGCACAUAUCAACAACUGUCUGCUACUUUCUCCUCUUCUCUCCUCUCGGUUCCUCCCUCAGGGGCUUUGGUUUCUCUCCCUAGACACAAUCAGCAGCCUAACAUGAAGAAAAUCAGCAGAAAACAAAAGAAAGACAAAACUGUAAUAUACUCAUAGAAACCGUCCUUGUGCCGGAGUGAAAAAGGAGCUUCAUAGACCUGCAUAUGAACCAUGAACAUUUGGUUGGUUUAGUACACGUUUAAAGAGCAGAACAUGCUUUUACUUCCUGCUUUCUUGCUCUUCUCUCUUUUUUCUCUCUGCCUUGUUUCUCCACGACCCCAAAUUCUCGGGGAGAGUUUAUGGGCUCGGGAAGCUGGACCACACUGGCAGGAGGGCAGGGAUCUGUGUGCAUGUGGGCAGGGAGACAGCGUGAAGCAUGAUGGUCAGUUGGGUGUGUGAGACAUAUCAAGACCGCAGCCCAUUUUGAUUGCACACCAUGACGGAACCGGGCCCACUUCAGAGCAGCAGGAGACAAGAAGCUGCUUCUGUUCCUGAUCUGUCAUUUCUCUGCCCAACCUCUCUGCCAUGCAUCUCUCUUUCUAGACUGUUCUUUCAAUUCAAGGGCUAAUUCAAGUGUUUGUGACUCCUUAAUUAGGGUUUUUAGUUUGCCGUCACAGUCAGUCGUAUGUGAAAUGUUUGUUUGCAGCACAGAGGCAAAAUUCUCAAGCGGUUCUGAUUGUUGCCUGGUACGCUGUUGUGGUGAGAAGAAGAAAUAGUGCAGUAAUGUCUUGAAUCUGUCGUCUGAAGCCUGUCCCGGAUCGCGUGAUGUGGCUUUCAUGUUGGCGAGAUCAUGCGGGCCCUUCCUCUUUCUCCCAGUUCUCCAUUAAUGAUGUCACAACGGAAAAUAGCCAAUAAGGUCAGGAGAUCCAUCAAACCUGGGUUGGCUCAUUGGACUCGCUUUUCCAAACGGCCCGACCUUUUCCCGCUAACGCCGAACCUUCCCGCAGGUUGCUGAGACACUGAGGAGACUCUGGGCAGCGUUAGUGCAGGAAAAACAAUCUCACACACGCACAUCGGUCCACAGCGCUGAGGCACUCUACUGUCAAAGCAUAGAGCCAUUUGAGAUUCCUCCUGCUUUCAGUUUACUUUGUGCUGAUAGACAAACACGGCUGUGAGGGCAUGCAACAUUAGCAUCAGAAACUACUGACAGUAUAAGUUAGUGCGUAUCUAUUACUGGUUGUCAAAACUCUGCCGCUCGCUUCUGUUGUGGCUCAUGAAGCAUAAUCAUUGAUAACGCAAAGCUCUUGUUUUUUCUCUGAUAGCUUUUCUGCAGGUUUAAAUCGUCCUCCACGGUUCUGGCGAAGGGUUCGAUUGAUUAUAUGUGAAAGCAUGACCUGAAUUCCUCUCCUCUCUGAGACGGUGGAACCCAGUUUUCCUCAUUCCUUUUGUGCAAGACCACGCUCCGCAUGCAAAGCGUGGCUCCUGAGGGUUAUUUCAGGAGUUUUUUGACGGGGAAUUUAUUGGCCCUAUUGCGUUCUGUCAUGAUGGCAUGCUGCCACUAUAAUGCUUGCUCAUGCAAUCUGCUUAGCUCUUCUCUGAACUGAGAGGGUAGUGACUGCGAUCACAACAGUAAAAGAGGUAUGAAAUAUCUCUGGACAGAGCUUGUGUUAAUUUACAAAGGCGGAAGAUUAUUGCUCUGAAACUCAGAGUUAAAGGAUUAAAUCAGAUGCUGGGAAGGAGUUGCCCUCCCAGUUUAAUUUAUUGGCCUGGUACGAGUUAGAGAAGGACCUACAGUAAGUGUGUCAGUGGCACUCUGGAGAGACGAUGCCAUGAGUUGAGGAGACCGGCGUGAUACAUGGAGGCUCCGGGGGAAGGAGAAGUAGGCCAUCGUCGGCUCGAGUUAAGCAGUUGCAGCCCUUUACAGAAGAUGCAGCAAGAUUCAAAUCAAAUGUAUCAUUUAUGACUACAUGAUGGGGAUACAUGACUAUGUUCACAAAACAAAUCUGCAGCUAAGGCAUCUCACCGUCGAGGAAACGUCCUCUUUAAGGAGUCUGACAGCUGGAAUUCGCUUUCAACCAUAAAAAAAAACAGCUGCUUUAAUGUAGUAAACUUUAACGUGAUAACAUAAUAAUAGUAUUGCACACAGCCUUGCAAAAGUAUUCAUACCUCUUGUAAUUAUGCACAUUUUUUUGCAUUGCAACCACAGAGUUCAGUGUAUUUUCUGUGAUUAUAUUCCUUUAUUUAAUCAGGUAAACCCCGUUGAGAUCUAGAUCUCAUUUUCAAGAGGGACCUGAGCAAAAAAUUUGCAAUACAUAGCAAUAGUCAUAACAUAGUGAUAGUCCGACACAAACUAGAGUGUAGUUCUGAAGCGGCAUCAGGACUUCUUAAAGUUUUCUUUCACUAACGGCUUUCUUCCUGAUGUUCUAUAAAGAUCCGAUUUGUGGAGAGCGUGACUUGCUAACAGAGCUCCUUGAUCUUCAUGAUGCUGUUUGUUCAAUUAAUGCCCUUCAAGGAGCCGCUAACGUAGGAUUUCUCUUUUCUGUUAGCCAAAAGACCACAAGCCAUUUCUCCCCCUAAUGCUAGACUCUCAUGUUUGUUUUUGUUGUAUUCACCCAGAAUGCCCUGCAUUGUAGUCCACUUCCUGCUUUUGGAUCUGUCUCCACAUAUGUAUUCGAACCUCUCCAGAGUUCACUUCAACUGAACCGAGACCUAUGUUUGUAGGCUGACCAGAGUUUGAUUUGCACAUUCACCACAUCUCCCCAAACAAACGGGACUAUCUAGACAAGCGACCUAGAGUUUGAUUGAAGCAGACUAAACAGGGCUGGUAUGAAUGCACCCUCAAAACGAAUCUCCACCAUACUUUUCAGAUCACAGUGAAGCCAGGCUGGCAGGAUGUGAAGGACAGAGCGCGGGGGAGAUUUGCUGAGAAGGGCUUGGAACCCGCUAAUGACUGCUUGCAGCUCUCGUUACAUUUUUAUUUGUAAAACUGUUGAAAACCUUGUUUCAUUCUCCUUUCAUCUCACAAUUAUGCGACACUUUGUGUUGGUCUAUCACAUAAAACCUUAACUAAAAACCAUCAGGUUUGUGCUUUUGACACAACAUGAGCAGGUUUGAUACUUUUGCAGUGACCUGUCAGCUUUAGCUGCAACAUCCAAACAUUGUGUUAGGAUUAAGAUACGAGAUGCAGAAACCGUUCUGCUCCUGCGCGCUCUCUGCCGUGUGUUUAUGUCUUCUGCCUCCCAGAGGAGAUAAAUCAGCAGCAAGAGGCUCGGUCUCCAUGGCUGCCGGAGCCGAGUCUCCUCUCCCGCAGGGUCCCUCGGGGAUCGGUGUCCCCCUCAUGCUCGUCUCUCCACGGCUCCGGCUCAUCGUCUUGUUUUUGUCUGGCCGUGCUGAAGUCGUCUUAGCUCAUCGUGUAAGUGAAAGGUUAACUAGCUGCACACUGAGCAGGUUUGUUGAUUACUGACCGCGCUGACUCUGAGGCUGUUCAUGGCGAUUAAAGCCUAAUCCAACAACGAGCUGCGUGUCCAAACAGAGACUCCUCAUCUCUUUGUCAGUGUGGCUUUGAAAACAAACAAAAAGCACAACGGAAAAAAAAAAUAGACUAAAUAAAUGGCUAUGUUAUUUAUUCAUGUAUUUUUAUUUUGUUUAUUUAACUUUUUUAUGCUCUUUUUACUUUUGGUGUCAUUCAAGGUAAAUGUUUGUCAAAUGUCAAAGUAGUUUUUUGUGAAUAUGUAAUACAAAUGUACAAAAAAAAAAAAGUAACAAAAAUGGAAAG